ACACGCGUACCCACAUUCACACCAACAUGCACACCUACACUCAAAACAUUUUGAGUGUGUUUAUUUCACUUUAAAGUAAAACGAACAUCUUUCAUAUAAAAAUAGAAAUUUCUCAACAAUUCUAUUUCGUCUAGUACAUUGAAUUCAACAAAAGGACAGAUUUGUUCUAUAUUUUAAUCUACUUGACAAAAAUUCUCUUUUUUUAUCUGCAUAUGAAUGUUCAGACAGCGUGUGGGUGGAGUGGGGGGUGUGGGCGGGAUGUGGGUGUGGGUAUGGGAGUGUGGGUGUGGGAUCUUCUAAAUCACACCCCACUCCACAUCCACACCCUGAUAUUCUUUCAUUAUUACAAUCUCAUUUAACUACGUUUGAAUUACAAACAAUUAACAAUAAUUUUCUAUAUUUCUUGGAUCAUUGAUUAUAAAAAGAAAAUGAAUAUUUUCUUUCUAGGUAAUGAUUUACGGAUAUUUAAUCAUGAUUCUAACAAAUUUUAUCAUUUAUACCAAUUCGUCCAUUAUUAUAUUGUCUAUUUACACUUAAUCAAAAUCUAAUUCAAUCAAUCGAUAGUAAAGAACCAUAAUCUCUUUUUAUUUGUUUACUUUUAACAAUAAAAUGAUUAUUUUUCAUUAUUACCAUGUCUUUGUUCACCAUUAUUUAAUAUUCUUGUUAGUAUACCAUCUAUGCAACAAUUAAAUAAUAAUCGCCAACGAGUUAUGUUAAUAGAAAAAGCCUACGGACUUAUUUCAAACAGUUAUUCAUGUUUAACAUCAAAUAAAGAAUUUGAUCAAACAAUAUUAUAUAAUAAUCAUAUUCAUGCCUUGAUCGACGUAUUAAGAAUAUUAAUGGUUGAAUAA
Molecule: messenger RNA, 851 nt
Organism: Rotaria sordida
Lineage: Eukaryota; Metazoa; Rotifera; Eurotatoria; Philodinida; Philodinidae
Source: the annotation of a GenBank genome assembly